CGAUUUCAAACCCUAAACCCCAUCAAAGCCUCCCCAAAUUCGCGUUAGUUUAUUUUGGGACUAAGUGAAGAUGGGUAUCAUCGAGAAGAUCAAGGAAAUUGAAGCCGAAAUGGCUCGCACACAAAAGAAUAAAGCCACAGAAUACCAUCUUGGGCAACUCAAGGCAAAGAUAGCAAAACUAAGGACACAAUUGUUAGAGCCUCCAAAGGGCUCUAGUGGAGCUGGAGAUGGUUUUGAAGUUACAAAGUUUGGGCAUGGUCGUGUUGCAUUGAUUGGAUUUCCCAGUGUGGGGAAGUCAACACUUUUAACAAUGUUAACGGGAACACACUCGGAAGCUGCAUCCUAUGAAUUUACCACGCUUACCUGCAUACCUGGGAUUAUUCACUAUAAUGACGCCAAAAUCCAGUUACUUGAUCUUCCUGGAAUUAUUGAAGGGGCUUCUGAGGGAAAGGGUCGUGGUAGACAGGUCAUUGCGGUUGCAAAGUCAUCUGACCUUGUGUUGAUGGUUCUUGAUGCUUCAAAAAGCGAGGGGCACCGACAAAUACUAACAAGAGAAUUGGAGGCUGUUGGGUUGCGUUUGAACAAGAGGCCCCCUCAAAUUUAUUUCAAGAAGAAAAAGACUGGUGGCAUUUCCUUCAACAGCACUUGCACAUUGACACAUGUUGAUGAGAAACUUUGCUACCAAAUCCUUCAUGAAUACAAGAUCCAUAAUGCAGAGCUAUUAUUUCGUGAGGAUGCUACAGUUGAUGAUCUAAUUGACGUCAUAGAGGGAAACCGAAAGUACAUGAAGUGUGUUUAUGUCUAUAACAAGAUUGAUGUCAUUGGUAUUGAUGAUGUAGACAGACUGGCCAGGCAGCCUAGUUCAGUUGUCAUCAGCUGCAAUCUGAAGCUUAAUUUAGAUAGAUUACUGGCAAGAAUGUGGGAGGAGAUGGGGCUUGUGAGAGUUUAUUCAAAGCCACAGGGCCAACAACCAGAUUUUGAUGAACCUUCUGUACUUUCCACGGAUAGGGGUGGAUGCACGGUAGAAGACUUCUGCAAUCAUAUACACAGGAAUUUGUUGAAGGAUGUAAAAUAUGUGCUUGUAUGGGGAACCAGCGCGAAGCAUUACCCUCAGCACUGUGGGCUUGCCCAUAAUCUUCAUGAUGAGGAUGUUGUUCAGAUAGUAAAGAAAAAGGAGAAGGAAGAAGGAGGGAAAGGUCGAUUCAAAUCUCAUACAACUGGUCCUGCUCGUAUAGCUGACAGAGAGAAGAAGGCUCCCCUUAAAACAUGCCACAAUGUCCUCCCCCUCAAAAUCCCUAACCAAAACCCUACUAAUCUACGUAACCCUAGCUCUCCUCCUCCUCCUCCUCCUCUCCUCCCACUCCCCCUCCAGCGGGACCACUUCGGCCUCGAUCACGCCCCGGCCCACGAGGCCCAGCCCGAAUGGGAGGACUUCGUGAACGCCGAGGACUACAUCAACGACGAGGAGAGGUUCAAUGUUACCCACCGGAUUGUGCUGCUUUUUCCGAGGAUCGAUGUGGGGCCCGCUGAUGGGUUUGUGACCGCCGAGGAGCUGGCGCAGUGGAACGUGCAGCAGGCGAUGAGGGAGGUGAUGAGGAGGACGCAGAGGGAGAUGGAGCUUCAUGAUAAGAAUAAAGAUGGGCUUGUUGCGUUCAAGGAGUAUGAGGCGCCGAGUUGGACGUCGGCUUUCGGGGAUGACAAUGCUUCAGCUUCUAUUGGGUGGUGGAGGGAGGAUCACUUCAAUGCAUCAGACUUGAAUGGGGAUGGUCUUCUUAAUUUGGCAGAGUUCAAUGAUUUUCUACAUCCGGCGGAUAGUACUAACCCAAAGCUCAUUCACUGGUUGUGUGAGGAAGAACUAAGGGAAAGGGAUAAAGAUAAAGAUGGGAAGCUUAACUUUCAAGAGUAUUUUCAUGGACUGUUUGAUUCAUUACAGAACCAUGAUGAAGUUCAUAAUGCAUCUGAUACUUCAGAAACAUCGAAUGCUAAAAAGUUAUUUCAGGAGCUUGACCUCGACAAGGAUGGGUUUUUGUCAGUAGAUGAACUAAAACCUGUUAUUGGCACACUUCAUCCUUCUGAGCAUUAUUAUGCAAAACAUCAAGCUGAUUAUGUGCUAGCACAGGCAGAUGCUGACAAGGAUGGUCGGCUAAGUUUAAGGGAAAUGAUUGAACACCCAUAUGUGUUUUACAGUGCCAUUUUCAGUGAUGAUGAUGAUGAAGAUGACUUUCAUGAUGAAUUUCGUUAAUGGACCCCAGAUAGGCACAGAGCUUCACCAAUCACUUAAUACUCAGCAAGAAUUUAGUCCAGAAAGUGGUUGAGAAGUCUUUCAAGUUAGUGUUCUGAUAGAAGUCAUUUUUGGGUCAGAAUUUAGCUCACUCCAACUAAAGGUCUGGAAUCACUAGGCACAUACGCGCUAUUCUUUUUAAUUGAUUCUAGUUAUUAUUACAUCGGAAUUUUACCUCCCCAGCAUCUGAUGAUAAAUGUAAAAUAGAAGAAAUACCAUGUACCAUUUAGAUACACUACCUGUACUAUAUUGUGGAUUUUGUUACUAAUAUUACUUCUUUUAGACAUCC
This is a messenger RNA of Asparagus officinalis (garden asparagus), 2570 nucleotides long. RefSeq names its product developmentally-regulated G-protein 2. The coding region runs from base 71 to 2242 and encodes 723 amino acids. Gene Ontology annotation, cellular component: cytoplasm. The record is from RefSeq and is a predicted model, not a curated record. NCBI's taxonomy places the organism in Eukaryota, Viridiplantae, Streptophyta, Magnoliopsida, Asparagales, Asparagaceae. Gene Ontology annotation, molecular function: calcium ion binding; GTPase activity; GTP binding. The transcript is spliced from 20 exons. Gene Ontology annotation, biological process: cytoplasmic translation.